Molecule: messenger RNA, 306 nt
Organism: Rangifer tarandus platyrhynchus (Svalbard reindeer)
Lineage: Eukaryota; Metazoa; Chordata; Mammalia; Artiodactyla; Cervidae
Source: the annotation of a GenBank genome assembly
AUGCCACCUCCCUGGAAGGCCCUUACCCCUUCCCUCUGGCUGGGGGCUCAGGAAGAGACGAGCCUGGGGGUCUCAGAGGCCGGCCCCCAAGGACAGGCCAUCUCCCUCCUGCAGGGCACUGAAUCCCACACCCUGGUCCACCGCCCCAUCUCCAGCCAAGCACAGGGAGCAUCUCUCUCUGGCACGAGCUGCCAUGACCAGCAAACACAUACACAUAAAUAUACAGACACACACGGGACCAUGGGAGCCCAGCCUCCACUAUGUGGAAGGUCAAGCACAAAGGCUUUGACAAGUGAAUGUUCCUGA